Messenger RNA from Erigeron canadensis, 1151 nucleotides. Its product is annotated as putative rRNA methylase YtqB. The transcript is spliced from 7 exons. The record is from RefSeq and is a predicted model, not a curated record. NCBI's taxonomy places the organism in Eukaryota, Viridiplantae, Streptophyta, Magnoliopsida, Asterales, Asteraceae. Bases 128 to 907 code for a protein of 259 amino acids.
AUCUGUGUCGUCGCUCACCUCCAUCUGUGCCGACACCACAAUCUACGACAACAAAGGAAAAAGAAAUAGUUCAACAAGAACUGAAAUCCUUGUACAUAAAUUCCUCAUCAUCCGAUUGGAAACAAAGAUGAUGCGAUGCACAGUUUAUCCAGUGGUGGGAAGAAGUUUCCAUAAAUCUUCUAUUUCUUGUUCUCCGAUAUUAAACUUUAUAUGGCAGCGCAACAGUUUUUCAAUUUCUGCUGGUGCUUGUUCCUCUAAUAACUACAAAUCAGCUACAGAUUCUUCCCCUCUAUCUGGUUUAGAGAGCGUGAUGUUGGAGUAUAUUUUCGGUAAAAAGAAGGCCACACAAGUUGCUCACUCUAUCUGGAAACAUGUUGUCCAAAAAGGGGACAUAGUUGUGGAUGCCACUUGUGGAAAUGGUUACGAUACCUUGGCGAUGGUGUAUAUGGUUGCUGAUAAGUCAUGUACCGGCCGUGUUUAUUCAAUGGACAUUCAAGAAACUGCAUUACAGAAUACCACAUCUUUGUUGGAUAAAUUACUUGAUCCUGAUGAGAAAGAAAUUGUAGAUCUCUCUAUUAAGUGUCACAGCAAAAUGGAAGAAGUUGUUCCAAGGGGCAUCAUGGUGAGGCUAGUUGCAUUCAACUUGGGAUAUCUUCCGGGGGGUGACAAAACAAUAAUUACCAAUUCAAAAACAACCCUCCUAGGAAUGGAGGCUGCAAGCAGAAUCAUAGCAUCUGGAGGUCUUAUCAGCUUGUUGGUUUAUGUGGGGCAUCCUGGUGGAAUGGAAGAAUAUAAGAUGGUGGAAGAGUUCGCUUCUAGAUUGCCAGUCAAUGAGUGGAUAUGCUGCAAGCUCCAAAUGUUGAACCGGCCACUAGCUCCCAUAGUUGUUCUAUUAUGCAAGAGGUAGAUGGAGAGGAGAUGCGGUUGCCUCUCUAAACUUUAAAAGAAGGAUCUUAAUUAAUUUAAUUAUUGCAGGUGAUUUAUUAUUGUCUUCCACUUAACGGGAUCUGUUUUGUUUUUGUUAGUGUCCUAAAUCUGAAAGUGACUUCCAGUAAGGGUCAUGUGACACUCUUUUCUCAUUGUUUAUUGAACCGGUGAUGAUGCUAUUAUUGCAGGUAUGUUGUUGCAACAAGAGUUUGUUUCUAUAUAUU